This is a messenger RNA of Mercenaria mercenaria, 2492 nucleotides long. RefSeq lists its product as uncharacterized. The coding region runs from base 364 to 1038 and encodes 224 amino acids. The record is from RefSeq and is a predicted model, not a curated record. The transcript is spliced from 3 exons. Lineage: Eukaryota; Metazoa; Mollusca; Bivalvia; Venerida; Veneridae.
UCAUGGUUAGAUGCUCAGAUUCAUUAUAGCCAUGCAUUACGCAUGCUUCUCAUAGCUAUCAACACUAAUUAUCAAGAAUUAUAGCAGAUUGCAUAUAGCAAAGUAUAGUUUAUGCGAAACUAAUCAGCAGAGAUUUGUCCUUUUAAGCAUGUCUUGUGGAAAUUUCUCUACGGCGACUACUUUUAUUAAAAUUGCAACAAUCGUUUUAUUUCUUGCAUUUAUUCUUCUUAUUGCUGGGUUUUCAUUUCCAAGAUGGUCUACAUUGACAAUCUCUGCUGAAAUAGUUGAUACUGGAUUUGACACAAGCUAGCACGUUGGUUUAUGGAAAGACUGUAGUUGCACAAGUGUUUUGGGCUCGGAAACAUGCUGCUGUUUUGCGAAACUCUAUAUAACAGACUGGUUGCGAACGGUCCAAGCCAUGGUUACACUAGGUUUGAUUGGCUUGAUAAUUUCAGCAAUCAUUUCUACAAUCAUUCUGUUCUCACGACAAGACAAGGAAUCAACAUACUAUUCGCUGCUUGUUCAGGACUUUUUAUCGUUAUUGGUGUAAUAAUAUUCGGCAUUGAGAACACAGAAGAUUUUGAAGAGUUGUUCAACUUCAAUGACUUGCUUUCAUACGAUCUGGAUACUUACGGAAGUCUGUAUGCAUCGUUCUGCCUGUCAGCAAUUGCUGGAGCUCUAUGUCUUCUUGUGUGUUUACCACUUUUCUUGAAAGACUACCUAACGCCUAUCCUUCCGCCUGUACAACAAAUCAACCCCAUUCCGGUACAAUACACAAACCAAGGUCGUAUUCAUAUUCCUUCUCCAGGACAGACACAUCUUGUUGUCAAUUCUUCUGCUCAACAGCGAGGAAGGCCACGAUACACACAAGCUCCGGCCGUGUACGUUCCACCCGGUCAGCAAAUGCAAGGUCAAUAUGUGUAUCCGUCACAGUCACAUCAACAGUAUGGAAUACAGUAUCCACAACAACAGCAGCAACAACAACAACAAUAUGGAGUACUGUAUCCACAACAAGACAGUAACCAAGAUCACAAAUAGUAAAAUCUUCAAACAACUUGACAAUGUAUAAUAUGCUUUAUAUAUUAUUUAAAGGAAAGGAGAGUUAUCCAAUCAAAUGUUACUUACACUAAUACGACGAAAGCAAACACGUUUUCAAGAACUCAUAAAAUAUGGGGCGACGUUUAAUGUUUAUUUACAGUAUCAUUUUUUCAUUGUCACAUUUUAAUAAAGGCAAUCAAAUACUGUAAAUAAAAGAAAAAUAAGGCAGUUAAUGAAAUGCUUACAUAAAGGCAUUAGGAGCUGAAAAUUGCAUAAGAUUUUUAUUAUUUCAAAAGAUAGCUUUUUAGGAAAAUAGGAAAAAUGUAUAAAGAACGUAUCCCUAUACUCCGUAUCAGUAGACCUAUCACGUGAUCUGAAACAGAUAAACAUUCGCACUACACUGCAGAGAGAAUGCCUUUACAAUGGGUUUACAACCAUGUCAGAUUAAUAACCACGGUUAAUCUAUUCCUUAUCACUUGCUAAUAAAUAAACAAUUAUACCCUCAACCUACACAGAAACCUAAUUUAAAUACAGUCUUUACAACAUUCUACAGAUAAUUUCAGAAAUGGCCUCUAGUAGCACUUUGAAUUGGAGUAAAAAUUAAAUGGAAUUCUAAAAUAUUGCUGAUUACAUAAAAGAAAGAGGAAAUAAAACAGGGUCUUUGAAAAAGGAUACAUUUUUUUUUAUUGAAAGUUUAAUAUGUACACGAUGCGUUUGUUUGUAAAACAGACAAUACAUUCCUUCUAAAAACAAAAUGUUGUCGAAGUCAGAGGAAAAAUGAAUUACCACAUACAUUAUCUAAAAGAAUCAAACAUUCUUGACGGACAAUGCAGCUGUUUUGCUCGGUAAAUGAAAAAACUGUGUACUUCCAUUUAAACAAUUGAAACUUAAUUAAUUUUUGUGUGUUAUUUAUUCCAGAUAAUACUAGUUAAUCUUUGCAAUGUGUACAUGUGGUAUGUAUAUAAACACACUGGCUGGGAAAGUUUCGGAUCUCGUGAUAAAUUUUGUCGAUAUGGAGUAUAUGUAUAUCAUUAAAUUUCGUGAUUUUUUUACCUUAUUGUAAAUUCAGUUCUCUGGCGAUUUGAUGCUCUGCAUCAAAAUGUUACUUGUAAUUUCUGAAGUGCUCUAAGCGGUUAAACUUGAAAGCAAAAAUCCAGGAACUACCACUGGUUACCACGCCCAGAUAUAUCAGUAGGAAUAAGAAUUGGCUCAUUUAUCUAAAUUUCAAUGAAAUAUAAUGACCUGGAAAUAUUUUAGUAAAUUAUUUAAAUCCAGUUAUUGUAUAAUCCUUUAAUUUCGUGCGUAAAAAAAAAAUCAUGGUUUUACUCAAAACGACCAUUUUGUUGGUAAAUGAAAUAGUAGAUUUCUGCUGGCCAAGAUAAAAGCAUAGAAACUUUUGUUGAGAUUUAAUUUCGAUUGAUGCAACCAUUAUUAAAGGUCAUUUCACACAUACA